This is a messenger RNA of Colossoma macropomum (tambaqui), 4761 nucleotides long. RefSeq names its product probable phospholipid-transporting ATPase IF. The record is from RefSeq and is a predicted model, not a curated record. Gene Ontology annotation, biological process: phospholipid translocation. The transcript is spliced from 30 exons. Gene Ontology annotation, molecular function: ATPase-coupled intramembrane lipid carrier activity; magnesium ion binding; ATP binding. Bases 269 to 3715 code for a protein of 1148 amino acids. Lineage: Eukaryota; Metazoa; Chordata; Actinopteri; Characiformes; Serrasalmidae. Gene Ontology annotation, cellular component: plasma membrane; trans-Golgi network; recycling endosome.
CGGCCCCGGAAGGUUUCUGUAGUGGGUUUGUUGCGAACGCUUGUCGUUUCAACAUCAUUCAAUCUUCAUGAAGGAGCCAGCCCGCUCAGCCGCAGCGGACAGAACGGAGCUCGACAUUUCAUUUCUUUAAAUCUUCAGGAGGCCACGAUGUCCCUUCGUGUCCGCCGCUGAAGGAAUGUGAGGAGAAACAUUAAUGUUUUGGCGGAAAGGCGAGCUGGCUAACUUAGCAUUAGCCAGUUAGCACUAGCUAGCUGCUAACAGCGUAAGGAUGCUACGGUGGAUCCGGCAACAGCUGGGCUUUGACCCUCCUCAUCAAAGCGACACCAGAACAGUUUACAUCGCAAACCGCUUCCCUCAGCACGGGCAUUAUAUCCCCCAGAGGUUUGCAGACAACAGAAUCAUCUCCUCAAAGUACACAGUAUGGAACUUCAUCCCCAAGAAUCUGUUCGAACAGUUCAGAAGAAUAGCCAACUUUUACUUCCUCAUCAUCUUCCUCGUCCAGUUAAUGAUAGACACUCCCACUUCCCCUGUGACCAGCGGACUUCCUCUAUUUUUUGUAAUUACAGUAACUGCUAUCAAACAGGGAUUUGAGGACUGGCUGAGACACAAAGCAGAUAACGAAGUGAAUGGAGCUCCUGUGUUUGUGGUGCGGAGCGGCGGUUUGGUUCAGACGCGCUCCAAAAACAUACGAGUGGGAGACAUAGUGCGAGUAGCCAAAGAUGAGACGUUCCCCGCAGAUCUGGUGCUGCUGUCGUCUGACCGGGCCGAGGGAACCUGCCACAUCACCACGGCCAGUUUGGACGGGGAGACUAACCUGAAGACUCACUAUGCAGUCCCAGAGACGGCUGUGUCCCAAUCCGUGUCCCAGCUGGAGGCUCUACAGGCCGUGGUGGAGUGCCAGCAGCCAGAAGCAGAUUUGUACAGGUUCGUUGGGAGAAUAACAGUCACACAGCAAGGGGAGGAGAUUGUGAGACCUCUAGGACCAGAAAACCUUCUGCUUCGAGGAGCAAGAUUGAAAAACACCAAAGAAAUAUUUGGUGUGGCCGUGUACACAGGCAUGGAAUCAAAGAUGGCUCUAAACUACAAGUGCAAGUCCCAGAAGCGUUCAGCUGUGGAGAAGUCCAUGAAUACGUUUCUCAUCAUCUACUUGGGGAUCCUGCUUUUCGAGGCCAUCCUCAGCACCAUAUUAAAGUAUGCCUGGCAGGCGGAGAACAAGUGGGACGAGCCUUUCUACAAUGAGAAAACUGAGCAGGAACGCAACAGCAGCAAGAUUCUGAAGUUCAUCUCGGAUUUCUUGGCCUUCCUGGUUCUGUAUAACUUCAUCAUCCCCAUUUCCCUCUACGUUACUGUGGAGAUGCAGAAGUUCCUGGGCUCAUUCUUCAUCGGUUUGGACCUGGACUUGUACCAUGAGGAGAGUGACCAAAGAGCCCAGGUCAACACCUCGGACCUCAAUGAGGAGCUGGGUCAGGUGGAGUACGUUUUUACUGACAAAACAGGCACUUUGACUGAGAACGAGAUGCAGUUCCGGGAAUGCUCCAUCAACGGCAUCAAAUAUCAGGAGAUCAACGGCAAGCUCGUCCCCGAGGGAAUGACAGACGACACACCAGACGCUGCUGUUCCUCGGCUGAGCAGGGAAGAGGAGCUGUUCCUGAAAGCCGUGUCUCUGUGCCACACGGUGCAGAUCAGCUACGACCAGACAGACGGCCCGGGGGAGCCCUUCUCCCACGCCAAUGGAUUCACCACUCAGAUGGAGUAUUACGCCUCCUCUCCUGACGAGAAGGCCCUGGUGGAAGCCACCAAGAGGAUGGGAGUGACAUUCAUAGGAAGCAACGGUGAAAACAUGGAGAUCAAAACCUUUGGGAAAUCAGAAAAAUAUAAACUCCUUCAUGUGCUGGAGUUUGAUCCGAAUCGAAGGCGAAUGAGUGUAAUACUGCAGGCUCCGUCAGGGGAGAGGAUAUUAUUCACUAAAGGAGCUGAGUCUGCAAUUCUUCCCUACACAAAGAGUGGAGAAAUAGAGAAGACGAGGGUGCAUGUGGACGAGUUUGCUUUGAAAGGUCUGCGGACGCUGGUGGUGGCCUACAGGCUCUUCAGCGCAGAGGAGUAUAAGGAGGUGGAGCGGCGGAUCCACGAGGCUCGCACGGCCCUGCAGCAGAGAGAGGAGCGGCUGGCCGAGACUUUCAGCUUCAUCGAGAAAGACCUGGAGCUGCUGGGAGCCACCGGCGUGGAAGACAAGCUGCAGGAGAAGGUGCAGGAGACGAUCGAGGCUCUGCGGCUGGCUGGGAUUAAGGUGUGGGUGCUGACGGGCGAUAAACAUGAAACAGCGGUCAGUGUGAGUUUAUCCUGUGGUCAUUUUCACCGAACCAUGAACAUCCUGGAGCUCGUACAGCAGAAAUCUGACCACGAGUGUGCAGAGCAGCUCCGGAGACUCGCACGCAGGAUCAUAGAGGACCAUGUGAUUCAGCAUGGCUUGGUGGUGGAUGGCGCAAGCUUGUCUCUGGCUCUGCGGGAGCACGAGAAGCUCUUCAUGGAAGUGUGUAAGAACUGCUCGGCCGUGCUCUGCUGCAGGAUGGCACCCUUACAGAAAGCAAAGGUGGUGCGUUUGCUGAAGACUUCUCCAGAAAAACCCAUUACAUUAGCCAUCGGGGACGGAGCCAAUGAUGUCAGUAUGAUCCAGGAGGCCCAUGUGGGUAUAGGUAUCAUGGGAAAAGAAGGAAGACAAGCUGUGCGAAACAGUGACUAUGCAAUCGCAAGGUUCAAGUUCCUUGCCAAAUUACUGCUCGUCCACGGCCACUUCUACUACAUCCGAAUAGCAACACUCGUCCAGUACUUUUUCUACAAGAAUGUGUGCUUUAUCACACCCCAGUUUUUAUACCAGUUCUUCUGUCUGUUUUCACAGCAAACCCUCUAUGACAGCGUGUAUCUGACGCUGUACAACAUCUGCUUCACCUCCCUCCCCAUCCUGGUGUACAGUCUCUUCGAGCAGCUGGUCCAUCCGCAUGUGCUGCAGAGCAAACCAGCACUUUACAGAGAUAUCAGUAAGAACUCAAUGCUCUCCUUCAAAACCUUUUUGUAUUGGACGAUCCUGGGCUUCUGCCACGCCUUCAUAUUCUUCUUCGGCUCCUACAUGCUGAUGGGAGAGGACACCUCGCUGAUGGGAAACGGACAGAUGUUUGGAAACUGGACUUUUGGCACUUUAGUAUUCACCGUGAUGGUCAUUACAGUAACCCUAAAGCUGGCCCUGGAGACGCACUUCUGGACCUGGAUAAACCACUUUGUCACGUGGGGCUCCAUCGCCUUCUACUUCAUCUUCUCCUUGUUUUACGGCGGCAUCAUCUGGCCGUUCCUGCACACGCAGGACAUGUACUUCGUCUUCGUCCAGCUGCUGUCCAGCAGCUCGGCCUGGUUCGCCAUCAUCAUCAUCGUCAUCACCUGCCUGUUCCCCGAUGUCAUUAAGAAAGUGUUCUAUAGGCACUUGCAGCCCACCAGCACGCAGAAGUCUCAGUUUAUUGAGGCCUAUGCGGGGGUCAGCUGUAUGGACUCCGUGUGCUGUUUCCCGGAGGGCCGUGGUGGCUGUUCCAGGCUGGCCGCGCUGCUGGAGCAACUGAUAGGCCGCUGCGACCCCCGCGCCGCCAGAUCGUGGAGCGACUCGGACCCUUUCUACUCCAACGACCGCAGCAUCCUGACGCUUUCACCUGUGGAAGCCACUCACUGCUAGCUCAGCUUCACCCCUCCGUUCCCAAAGAGGAGCCUCUCUCUAACUGGAGCUAACCCGAUCUGCCCUGCCCUCACGGCCAGACUGACCCACCCCAGGGGCAGGCGGUCACACUUUGAGACCAGGAGGUCAGCGGUUUCACCCUCCCGAAGGCUUUAAUCCGACUUUUAUGCACCUGAAACUCUUCUGCUUUUGCACCAUGGACCCUUUCAUCUUUCCUGAGGAAACCAGCGGUCCGUCUGAAGCCAUAUUUACCCUCUUAUUACCUGAUUUUUCAAGGUACGAAAGGCCAGAGCAGUGUAGCGUUAGCUGACUUUGAAGAAAGUGUCCUCGGAGACGCCUACCCGUCUCGCACUCAGCCAUGAAGUAAGGACGUCCCUCUAGCGCCUCCCGAAGGAGAAACUGACAUCAGCUUCGGCUUCACUGACUAACCUUCGCCUGCCUGUAGCUCUCGUUCCUCUCGCACACUGAAAGCUUUAACUCGUCUCAUAUUCAUCGUCAUCUCUGAACUAACGUGUCAUUGCUGUUCUUUUGUUCCAUUUGUUUGUUGUUACUAACCAUUUGUUGACUUUUUAUUGUUGUGUGUGUUUUUGUUUGUUUGCUCAUCUCCCCGAGCGAGGCUGUAGCCUGCAUGCGGUCCUGCAGCUCUCCUCAGCUUUUUAGAGGCCUUUUUUUGGGUUCCUUUGACUGAAAGUCCUCCCCCAGCUGCACGGGGGCCGGAUGAGCGUCACUGAGACAACCGUUUUAAACUUGCUUCACUCUGCUCAGAUGCAUGCUCCAUUUGCAGUAGAAAUAACCGGUAACCCUCUACAUGUGGCUACAGUGAGCUGGACCUGUGAAGACCCUCUUCUGGAGGGUUUUAUGAUGUAUCGCACUUUCUUACAGUGAGAUUGCUGAUCUGAGAUAUUCAGUAUAUUCUCACUGUCAUAUCAAAGCCAGGAACUCAUUUUUGUUUUCUGUUUAAAAGUGUCAGCUGUCCUCCGAAUUUUCAAAAUUCCCCCAUAACUGAGUGUCUGAGGUGUAAUCAGAGUGAUUCAGAGUGGUUUGGU